Messenger RNA from Penicillium diatomitis, 993 nucleotides. Its product is annotated as quinone oxidoreductase family protein. The coding region runs from base 1 to 993 and encodes 330 amino acids. Gene Ontology annotation, molecular function: quinone reductase (NADPH) activity; zinc ion binding. The transcript is spliced from 3 exons. Lineage: Eukaryota; Fungi; Ascomycota; Eurotiomycetes; Eurotiales; Aspergillaceae. The record is from RefSeq and is a predicted model, not a curated record. Gene Ontology annotation, biological process: cellular response to oxidative stress. Gene Ontology annotation, cellular component: cytoplasm.
AUGUCGGUCCCUUCCACCAUGAAAGCGGUCGUCAUUGAGCAGACCGGAGGUCCAGAAGUGUUACAGUACAAGACCGAACAUCCUGUCCCCACACCCAAAGAAGGCCAGCUCCUCGUUCGCAAUCACAUCUCCGGCGUCAACUAUAUCGACACCUACUUCCGCACCGGCCUGUACCCGUCCCCCAAGCCCGAAGUUCUGGGCCGCGAAGGCGCAGGAACCGUUGCCGCGCUGGGCCCCAACACCAGCGGCUUCCAGGUGGGCGAUCGAGUCGCAUGGCUGGCGACGGCCGGGUACGCCGAGUACACGGCCGUGCCUGCGGACAAGACGAUCAAGAUCCCCGACGGAAUUCGCGACGAGGACCUGGUCGCGGCGUUUCUGAGCGGAUUGACGGUUCUCACGCUGGUCAAGGAGACGUAUGCGGUGCAGAAGGGUGAUUGGGUGCUGUUGCACGCUGCGGCCGGGGGUGCGGGUUUCUUGAUGACGCAGGUGCUCAAGUCGAUGGGGGCCAAGGUCAUUGGGACGGCUGGUGGUGCCGAGAAAUGUGCGCUGGUGAAGAGUCUGGGAGCCGACGUGGUGAUUGAUUAUCGCAGUGACGAGGGCCGGGAUUGGGUCCAGUUGGUGAAGGAGGCGACGGGAGGUCGGGGCGUGGAUGUGGUCUACGACUCGGUGGGUAAGGAUACGUGGGAGGGCAGUUUGGAGGUCGUCAAGCGCAAGGGUACGGUGGUCUGGUUUGGCAAUGCCAGUGGACCUGUGCCUCCUUUGCCUCUGCAGAAACUCUCUCCCAAGUGCGUCAAGGUCGCUCGGCCCAUGCUCUUUGGAUAUAUUGAGACUCGGGAGGAGUUUGAAUUCUACACCCAUGAGUUGUUCAAUCUGCUCAAGUCUGGUCAGCUGAAGGUGAAGAUCCACAAGGUCUAUCCCAUGGAGGAUAUCAAACAGGUACACGAGGACCUGGAAGGCCGCAAGACGAUGGGCAAGUCUCUUGUGAAGCCUUGA